AAUCUUAAUUAAAAAAAUUUCAAGUAAAAUUUUAUAUUGAAACUAAUUAUUCACAACGGAAGAUGAUGCAAGAUGAAUAAUCACCUAACAAUCAACCGAAAAGAAAAAUAAAAUCUUUUAAGAGAAUCGGAAGGGCUCAGAGAGUUGCUAUCUCUGCUCAAAGAAAAGCUUUUACAAGCUUUUCUCAUACAAGAGGUGUCAGAACUUAUAAAGCACUCUUCAUCUUGGCCCUCUUAUCGUAAAACAAAACAUAAAUUACAAACAAAAAAAAAAACCCAGAAAGCAGAACAACCCAAUAGAAGAAGAAAUUGCAGGAAUGGAAUUGAUGGCGGCUGCUGCGAUUAGGGUUUUAGUGUUUCGAUUGUGAUUGGAAGAACAAUGGUGGGACUAUUUAUAGAUUCUUUUAUGGGCCUUUUGGGUCAUGAGCUUUCCAUCAGCACUUUGAAGACAAACUAAAUAGGCCCAACUGUUCAAAUUUCAUAAUGAGCUUGUUCAUAAUAAAGAACAUGGUUUUGAUUAAUCUAAUGAGCUUGCUCUUGGUGCUUUUUGUAGCACAAAAUAUCAUAACGGGCUUAAGAAAUUGAAUAUUCAAAGGUUGAUAGAUUAAGGAAAGGAAGAGAGAAGCUUUUGCUAGAAAAUUGGAUGAUAUAUAAAGGUCGGAAAGUGGAAUCUAAGGACUUAACAAAACAUUAGUGCAAGUGCGAAGCUUGAUUACCUUCUUGAUUUUGCUAGAAAAUUUCUUGGGUUUGGGGUCCAAAUCAGGUAUGAGAUUCACCUGACAAAGGGCGGUGGAGGAGGAGGAAAGUACCCCCAUGGUCAUGGAGUGAUGACCAGAAGCCAAAAGUCCCCCUCCCCGACUUUCUUUAAUCAAGGUCUGAAUGUGGAUGCACGUGUGUUCCCCCCUUCUCUCACGUGCAUGAGUCAUGCAAAAAAGUUAGAAGAGAAACAACCAACUGUGAGAAGCUGAUGAUAAAGAGUAAAAAGAGAGAGACAAUUUCCUAUAUUCGCUGUCAUCGGGACUCAUCAAAAAGAAAUAUAGCAUACUCCCUCAUCUGAUCUCUCUCUCUUUUCAACAAACUUUUUUAAUGCUUCUCUCUUCAUUGUUUUCUGCAUUACCAAAUUGUUUUACUAUUUUUAAGAAAGGGUUUCUAGUCAUUUAAAAUAGAUUAAAAAAAAAACUAGGAGUCCAGAAGAGAGAGAGAGAGAGAGCUGUGCUCUGAUUCCCUUCUUGUGGAAAUGCUACAUAACCCAGAGCUUGAAUCUCAUUGUCAUUUUGAGCUCAGAUCAAAGCUUGCAGACAAGUUCAACAAACAGUCCCCUGAAUUUUACUCAUCAGAGAGAUAUAUCUUCAAGUUUCAGGUGGAAAAAACACAAACUAGCCAGCUAGCUAACAACAAAGGUAAGAUUUAUUUCAUGACAUCAAUUAUGAAUUCAAUGUUUUCAUUUACUAUAUGUUUAUACUGAAAGUGAUAGCAUAAUGGAAAGUUCAUAUGAACCUCUUUUUGCCUUUACAAAUGACUCUACUUUUUUGAAUAGUACAUUAGGGUUUCAUGAUCAAAACAUAGAAAGAAUCUGUUUUUCUGUGUACAUUACAAUACAUUAUAUCUAGUAUUGUUGCCAUGGGCUGGAUCCCACCACAACUAUUAGUGCAUUGCCUGUGGAUCCCACCACAAAAAUUUUCCUGUUCUGGGGUUCCUUGUUAGGUUAAUGUUUUCUUUCAUUAACAACAUAGUUUAUUGCCUUGAUGAUUAAUCCAAUUUUCCUUCCUUCAUUCUUUUGCAUGGUUGAAUUAUGAGUCAUCCUUUUGCCAUUUUCUCGGGUUAAGUUAGAAUAGUUUUCUGGCUGGUGUAGGAUUGUUGUUUUAACUGCAAGCAUUGUUCUGUCUCCUCCUCUUUUCCAUAGAUAAAACAUGAAAGCAAAAAUGUUCUCCAAACGACAUUUCAACCCAUUAAUUCCAGAGAAAGUCGAGUCCUUAUUGAACUUAAACUCUGAGAUUUGACAUCUACCUGCUUUGAAGCAAGCAUGCAUGGUACUUUGCCAUUGACUCUAAUAAAAACAUUGUUGUUGUCUCCAUUUCUUGGUUGUAAUAUCACUAAUCUGUUCAUUAUUACUAUAAAGUACUUUCAAAUCUGUUAUAGAAUAUGUGGCUACCUUCUUGCCGUAAGCAAUGAAUGACAUACAUAGGACAGCCUAGUUAGCUUAACGAAAAUCCUAGUCAAAACUAGCUUCAAAUAGGGGCAGAAAAACAAAUGAAAAAGCAGAUUCCAAUGCAGAUUUGUGCGACUAUUUUAUUGCAUUAAUUUACAGUUUCUCCAUUUCAUCUACUGCCUUUUCAACAUGGGCCACGUAGUUGGCCCAUUUUUCGACUCUUGAACCCCCACGUGAACCCAGAAUCCUUCCAACUUGUCUGUAAACCUAUAUAUAUAUAUAUUUCAGUACAACUUAAAUUUCACUCUCGACCCAUAUCCCAUAUUCUUAGAUGGAUCCUGUUCUGGAUUAUGAAAGAAAAACCAGUAAUUACCAUGCAAUCUGACAAGAUAAAUCUCCAUGUAAAUUAGGGUAUUUGGUCUGAAUCUAGACAUCUAAGUUGUAACCAAGAACAAAAAACAAAAAAUUAAGGGAAGAAAAUGACCCUAGUAGUAGUUGCACAUGGAAAGGAAAAGCUGAAGAUAUUCCCUUAAGGCACUUGAAUGUGGAGGAUGAAGAGUCCCUGUUCAUGGGGACAGAGCAAGAGUUGUUGGAAAGCUCAAAUAGGCAUGGGGGACAUGAAGCAUUGGAUUUUUUUAUCUAAAGGUAAAAACAAAAUUUUCAUCAACGGGGUUUCUGUCUCUGCUGUCUCGUCUUAGUCACAAUCCCAUUUUCAUUCUCUCCCCCACCUUCUCUUCCCUCCCCUUUUGUGUUACAUUUCCUUUCUCUCUUUUCUUUUCCCAAGUUACUAACUUACCCCUCUUCACAACCACCAACUCUCACCUUUGCAGAUGGGUUCUUUUGUCAUUUUCGAAUCUUCCCAUUCUUGUCAACCUGCUAAAUUAGGGAGGUUUAGGUAAUGUCACGAAUUGAACCAUAUAUGUACACCUAAACCCCCACGCGGCCCAAGCUCGAAAUCUCUCCCAGUCUCCUUUCAUGUCAAACUCCCAUUGGCGUUCACCAUCCACAACCCACUUCAGCGCGUGAGGGUUUUGUUGUUUGUGAUUACUAAAUAUAUAUUUAUAAGGUGAGAAUUAUCCAAGAAGAAAAAUCAAAUGGAGGAGAAUUCACCUCGAGUUUCACGUAACGGAGGAGGAGGACCCACAUGGAAGAGCAGGUACGCCGUCGACGAAGGUGGGGAUUUCAUAGAGUGUUCUGGCAAGUAUUGUCGAUCAUGCACCGCUGGAGUGAUUGCUGACUGUGUGGCACUCUGUUGUUGCCCUUGUGCCGUGCUCAAUCUCUUGACGCUCGCAUUGGUUAAAGUCCCAUGGAAAAUGGGGAGGAGGUGUUUGGGUCUGGGGAAAAAGAAGGUGGAAAUGAAGAGAAAAUGUAAGACAAGCUGUUCUUCUUGUAGUAGUAGUGGUGGUGGUGGUGAUCAUCAGUUUGGGGAUGGGAAUUUGAGAGAAAGGGUGAGGGUAGAAGAGGGAAUGUGGGAAUUUCCAACAGCAUUUGGAGAAGAGAAAGAAGAAGAAAUGGGGAAUUUGAGUGCAAGGUUUGAAGCUGAGAGAGUUUGGUUAGAGCUGUACCAGCUUGGUCAUUUGGGUUUUGGGAGGGUUUCUUUCAUUGGUACUUAAAUCUAUUUAGGCUUUCUUCAAUACAAAAAUUGUGCAAGUACAUUCUUGUUUUUGGAUUGUAAAGUUUCAUAACAUUUUUUUAGGAGUUGUUUUGGGGUUAGGAAUUAACAUAAAAAAAUAUUUAAUUAAGCUGGUAAUUUAUAAGAAAAAUGUA
Molecule: messenger RNA, 3915 nt
Organism: Theobroma umbraticum
Lineage: Eukaryota; Viridiplantae; Streptophyta; Magnoliopsida; Malvales; Malvaceae
Source: RefSeq, a predicted model, not a curated record